Molecule: messenger RNA, 537 nt
Organism: Fulvia fulva
Lineage: Eukaryota; Fungi; Ascomycota; Dothideomycetes; Mycosphaerellales; Mycosphaerellaceae
Exons: 1
Coding region: 1-537 (178 amino acids)
Source: RefSeq, a predicted model, not a curated record
AUGUCUUCGCAGCCCGCAACGUCCGUGACAGCCUCCCUAGGCAAGCUUCACAUUUCACCCACGCCGAAACGGGCGACGCAAGCUGAGCCCGCCGAGUGUUGGGAAGACGAGGCAGGAGAUUCGGGAUCAGAGACUGAGGCCGAGGGCACACUGACCCCGGUGCGUCCACGAACCUCCGACUUACCAGGCGCACCUCCACCAACGCCAUCGUCGCCCGCCUCCACCCGUGAGCGCGAGACCAGCUAUCCACCUGUUUCAUCGUUCGGCUUCGACGAUGCAUUCGUCAAAACUUCUUGCAGCUCCAGAUCUGGCACUGCUGGCGCAGACGGCAAGAGGCCCGACAAGACCACAUCUGUUGCAUCAAGGCUCAUAGCCGCUGGUAUUGGUCAAAAGGCACCCAGACGAACGAAAGAAGAGCGCGAGUACGAUCAGGCCAUGCAAAUACAAGAGAAAAAGAGGCGUGACAAGGCCCGGGAAGAAGAGGAGAACAAAAAGCGAGAGAAGGAAAGGGCUCAAAAGGCCGUGUGGGAUGACUGA